This is a messenger RNA of Elaeis guineensis (African oil palm), 3354 nucleotides long. The record is from RefSeq and is a predicted model, not a curated record. Lineage: Eukaryota; Viridiplantae; Streptophyta; Magnoliopsida; Arecales; Arecaceae.
GUGCCAUUCCGGUAAUAAAUCCACCCAUAGAAACGAGAAGACCAUCAGAUCCGACCAGGACGUGGACAGGCGAGGAGAGCCACCUCUCCACCGCUCCUCAAGAGUCCUUGCCACCAUCCCUUCGCAAAUCUCCUCGCCCUCGGUAAGCGUAUUUCCAUCUCCAUUCCCAUCCCUUACCCAUGUUCCAUUUCCAUCAUUAUCGUGAUCAUCAUCUCCAUCUCCUUUUCUGUCCCCCGUUCCAAACCAAAACACCGAUAAAAAAAAAUAUAAUCCCAAACCAAUAAUAAUCGGAACAUAAAACCAAUAAUAAUGCGUCUCCGAGAUCGCCCCACGACAACCCAAUUCCAGUCCCCCUUCUUCUAUAGAAAGCCUUAGGGCUUGGUCUGAAAGAAAUCAAGGGUUUAGGGUUUUACUGUGCGAUCUGAAUAGCUAGUGAUGGCAUCCUCAUCGACGUCGUCGUCGUCCUCCGGGUUCUUCGCAAUCUGCCUGCUCCACUCGGCCGUGGCGGUGACCUGCGGCGCGCUGAUGAUGUUCUACCUGAACGAGAUCUCGGUCUUCGGGCACGGGAGAGAAACGGCGCGGAAGCUCCAGGGGUCGACCGCCCAUGAUCAGCUCCUGAUCCAGACAUCGGACUCUUUCGCCGGGCUUCUACUCAUGGCGAUCGGAUUUCUCCUAUUCAUGGUGGCAUUUGUGAAGGAUCGGGAUUUCCAGGCGUUCUUCGCGAAAGGCUGCAUCCUCCUCCAUGCCUCCAUGGCCCUCUGGCGCGUAUACUUUGAGCGCCGCGUCGACGACCUUGCCCGCGACUGGCCUCGCCAGCUUGUUGGCGAUAUUGUGCUCAGCCUUUCCUGGGUCCUCUUCCUCGUCUACUCCUGGCGGGAAAAGUAUGACUGAUUGCAAAGGGAACAUGAGCCAAAAAGAUAAAAGAAGAAGAAAAAUCCUGAAUUCCAUCAAUGCAAGGUAAUGUUUUCUUCGUGCUUGUAGUUUCUUUGUUUGUAGACUUCUAAGCAUACUGCUCCUGGGAUGAACUUUUAGGUUUUGUUAUACAUUUAUCAUUUAGAGGAAAGCCCAUGAAGCCUGCUAAUAUGGUAUCGAGGGUCAGACAACCUAUAGAGGUAGAAUGAAAUCACACGUUCUGUGCUUAACAACAAUGAAGUGGAAUAUGAUUUUAUCUUGAAUUCACAUAGUGCUUUCACUCUUAUCAACCAGUAUUCCUCUUUUCAGUAGAUUAUUUAUCGUUCAGAGCUGAUGAAAUCUCAGAUUAUGAAACAUUUUUAAACAUAGAUUUAUCUCAUAUGUGGACAGAUGAGGAGCUAAGAUAGGCAGUUUUUGAUUGCCAUAUGGUCAUCAUGCCUGUCCAACUUGGAUAUGUGAUUGGUAAUACCCAGUCAACUAAGUCUGGAAACACAAAAUUAGCCUUUACCGUGGUUGAAAAUAUGUGAUCAAUGAUAUUUAGUUGGAGAAAUGAAGCUAAACUUGUGGCUGCAACUAGGUGUGAGUUUGAUGUCUGGUAGCCGAUAUAAGAUGCGAGUGAUUGAGCCUUUGAUAGGGAAAGAUGGAAGGUAAUUGAAUAUGGUGUUAAUGGUGGAAUGAUGCAGUCAAGCUUGGAUACAUGAUAAUAACUAAAGAAGUCUUUUUCAUAUGUGAGAACUUGAGGCAGCCAUGCCAUGAUAUGUAUGAGGCAAAUUAUUUAGUAUAUGGUGGGUCCACGUGAGCUCUUCUUUCCCGUGCAAGGCAUGGUCACAAUGAUCAGCACUUCCUAUUUUCCUUUCUAAUCAAUUGAGCCUCCCCAGGGUUGGAAUUCAUUCUCUGUGCCCAAUGAACCCUCCGUGCAAGGCAUGGUCACAAUGAUCAGCACUUCCCAUUCCUUUCUAAUCAAUUGAGCCUCCCCAGGGUUGGAAUUCAUUCUCUGUGCCCAAUGAACCCUCUUUCUCCCCUAGAUAUCCCUUACCAGAAAGUGAUCAUGCCUUAAGUAAAUGACAAAGUCAUGGUGAUUCAGAAAAUCCUAGGGUGUCAGGUAUUGAGUAUGGUCAAGAAACAAACCGUUAUGGAAUGGGGUAUAUAGUUUUGAUACUUUGGAAGUUGGUGGGAUGGUUUUACAGAUGGUUUUAUAACUUAAAGAAGCGACAGAAGUGGCCCAACAACUCAUGGGAGUAGAAAUUAUUGCUUCUUAAGGGAAAAAUUGCAUCAAAUGCCCAUAAAAGACAUACAUAAUGAUGAAAAAUGAUGCAGCCACAAAAUUUACAUGCCCAUUGUUUUAUCUCAGCUUUUAUUAUGCAUCACAUGUAGUAGGCCCUAAAUUUGUGGUUUAGGACAAACCCCAGCUAUGUUCCAAGCAUUAUGGUCUUGGUUUUAGGUUUUGUUUUUGUAUAAGCAUUUUUGUUAAGCCUUCAGCUCUCUCUCUCUCUCCCUCUCUCUCCCCCGUCGCCCCCCUCUCCCACCCACCCCCACCUCAAUUUUCUUAUCUGGUUAGCUUUGUUGUGCUUCUUUAAAGCUUUGCUGUCCCUGCCCAGGACAUUUGUGGGCAUGAUUGUGUGUAUUGCAUGGGAGGAACUUAUUGCACUGGUUUUAGUCUGCCAAUGUGUACAAGGACUUGGGAAGACAUUGACCCAUCAUCCAACCGUAGCUAUGUUUUUGAAUGAUCAGGUAAUGGUGGGGUUUUGGUUGUCUCCUCUUGGUUACUUCUCUUGCUUUGAUUAUUGAAGGACCUUUCAAGAUCACAUGUUCCCAAAUAUUCAAAUUGCUUCAAGAAAUGAAUAGUUAGGCUCAUACUUGGAUGAGUGUUUAUCUACAGUGUUGAAUGAGACAUGAAAAGGAAGAAACAGGGAGAGAUCAAUGCAUAAACAUGUUUGAAAUCCUUAUCUUUCAUCACUUUGCUUUAUAUUUGAUUUACAAGCAUCAAAAGUUUAGAAAUAAAUAUAUUAAAAAAAAUGGUAAGUCAAGGUUUAGAUAAACCUAAAGAUGGUUAGAACAAGCAUAAGAUCAUGUAUGAUAAGUGGGAAUUGAUCAAUAGAGAUGCCUUUUCUUUUGUUGUUGUUUGUUUGUCAUUUGCCAUCAAGAUUGCUACACAUUAUUUUCUCAUAAAUGAUAUCUUACAUUUGUAUUUAUCAUAUCUUCUCCCUGCAGGAGCCAUUGGCUCCUUCAUCUGGGAGUCGGGUCACUUCUCUAACCUUAUUAUGGAGCUGCUAAAUAAAGCACUCAUCUUACUUUGGAUUCAGGUCAUCAAGCUAGUAAAGUCCUUGGCGACCUGUUUUGAAUCUCACCUUAACCAAGGUUUGGGAGGUUAGGGGUAUUGGGGGAGGCUCUACCCUCUGUAUAGCUCAUUGUCUAUGGGCCCAUCUAUCAGGAAAAAAGGGG